Messenger RNA from Pelodiscus sinensis (Chinese soft-shelled turtle), 606 nucleotides. The record is from RefSeq and is a predicted model, not a curated record. NCBI's taxonomy places the organism in Eukaryota, Metazoa, Chordata, Testudines, Trionychidae.
CCAAGCAUAUGUUGCAAGACCUGAAUAGCACGGGGUUAAUACACAUGUAUAAUCUGAGUUGUCUUUUAUUAAACAGUAGUUUGCCAAAAUGACUAACACAAAGGGGAAGAGGAGAGGGACACGUUAUAUGUUCUCGAGGCCAUUUCGUAAACAUGGCGUUGUCCCUCUGGCCACCUAUAUGCGAAUCUACAAGAAGGGCGAUAUUGUGGACAUCAAGGGCAUGGGUACUGUUCAACAAGGUAUGCCUCACAAGUGUUACCAUGGCAAGACUGGAAGGGUAUUUAACGUUACUCAACAUGCUGUUGGCAUUAUCGUAAACAAACAGGUUAAGGGCAAGAUUCUCGCCAAGAGAAUUAAUGUGCGCGUUGAGCAUAUUAAGCAUUCCAAGAGCAGAGACAGCUUCUUGAAGCGUGUGAAAGAGAAUGAAAGGAAGAAAAAGGAAGCAAAAGAAAAAGGCACUUGGUUUGAACUGAAACGCCAGCCUGCUCCACCCAGAGAAGCACACUUCGUGAGAACCAAUGGCAAGGAGCCAGAGCUGCUGGAGCCAAUUCCCUAUGAAUUCAUGGCGUAGUGUAAUUUAAAGAAAUAAAGAUCUCUAGGACAAAA